Molecule: messenger RNA, 678 nt
Organism: Zophobas morio
Lineage: Eukaryota; Metazoa; Arthropoda; Insecta; Coleoptera; Tenebrionidae
Product: troponin C-like
Exons: 5
Coding region: 82-540 (152 amino acids)
Cellular component (GO): myosin II complex
Molecular function (GO): calcium ion binding
Source: RefSeq, a predicted model, not a curated record
GGGAACCAUCUAGUUCUUCUCAGACUCUUGCCACAGACACAAGGUUCAGAUUUCCCUUUACACCGACACAUCGAAAUCGAAAUGGAUGAGCUUCCGCCAGAACAAAUCGCCGUCCUCCGCAAGGCUUUCGAGGCUUUCGAUAACCAAAAGUCCGGAAGCAUCCCUUGCGACAUGGUGUCGGACAUUCUGCGUCUCAUGGGGCAACCUUUCGAUAAGAAAAUCUUGGAAGAACUCAUCGAGGAAGUAGAUGCUGAUAAGUCUGGGCGUUUGGAGUUCGAGGAGUUCGUGACGUUGGCGGCUAAGUUCAUCGUUGAGGAGGACGAUGAGGCAAUGCAGAAGGAGUUGAAGGAAGCGUUCAGGCUUUAUGAUAAAGAGGGUAACGGGUAUAUUCCGACUACGUGCCUUCGCGAGAUCCUGAGGGAACUCGAUGACCAACUUACGGAUAAAGAGUUGGAUAUGAUGAUUGAAGAAAUCGAUACCGACGGUUCUGGAACCGUGGAUUUCGAUGAAUUCAUGGAGAUGAUGACUGGUGAAGUUUAAACGCGCAACAUCUACUUUCUACAGUGCAUUUUAUUUGUUAAGGAAAAAAAAACUAUGUUGUGAACGAAGUGUUACAUAAGAUUUUAUUUUAAUUACAAUAUAUUUGUAUUUAUUUCAUAAAUAAAUUUAUUGACUUUA